Molecule: messenger RNA, 7038 nt
Organism: Aspergillus tanneri
Lineage: Eukaryota; Fungi; Ascomycota; Eurotiomycetes; Eurotiales; Aspergillaceae
Product: CCR4-NOT core subunit CDC39
Exons: 4
Coding region: 1-7038 (2345 amino acids)
Biological process (GO): nuclear-transcribed mRNA catabolic process, deadenylation-dependent decay
Cellular component (GO): CCR4-NOT core complex; P-body
Molecular function (GO): molecular adaptor activity
Source: RefSeq, a predicted model, not a curated record
AUGACCUUCCCUCCCCCUCCCCCUUCCUCCCAAUCGUCGAUUGCUUCUGGCACCGAUAAGUCUUCCUCCACCCGGCCUGGAAGGUCACAGCAAUCUGCCUGGGGUUUAGCUGCAUCUCAGUCGAACGUUCGUCGGGGACUGACACCGCUUGCGACCAACAACCUCGCUUCGACCUCAAUCUCCUCUGCAUCUUCCCGCGGGCCACCCCAGUCCAGUAGUCCUGGUCAAGGUGGUUCAACGUCCUCUCCCCUCGCUUCGUCCUUUUCCGCAGUUCUGAGUUCCUCACGAAGCCACCCAGCUGGCCGGAACGCGCCCUCGCCUGCCUCCACGCCGUCGCCUUUCACCGCCUUACAAUCUGGAUCGCAACAGCAUCAGCAACCCGGACAAUCACUAUCUUCUCCCAAAUUCAGAGCACACACCCCAUCUUCAGCCUCACAUCUGGCUUCCACAGCGGGUUCUGUCACGGGUGGUGGAGGCUCCGGGGGCGGAGGUGGGACGGGAUCUUCCAGAGGCGCCACCUUCUCUCCAUUAUUGUCGGGAACGACUGUGAACUCGCCGACCGGAUUCCCUUCUGACAAACCGGGCUCGACUGCGUCAGGGGCAGCCGCUCACGCAAGCCAGUCGUCGCUGACGAAGAUAUCUAUCGCUCAGGUUUUCCUUCUCCUUGAUUCUAUCACGGAGAAGGAAGGUCGAGAAAAGUGGGAGACAAAAGCUGCUCAGAUCCACAAACUUGUUGAGUCGAACGGCAUGGAGGUUUUCUCUAAAUAUUUCCGACGCCUUCUCACAGGCAAUGCCCCGCAAAUCUUUCCAGGGGUCAACAAGUCUGUGGAAAACGCCGGCAACUACCCUCUCCUCGUCCAGGAGAUGCAUAAAGUCUCCCAAGACAAAGAACAAGCCUACAAAAUUGCGGAGACGAUCGAUACCUCGGAAGGCGAUAUUUUCCGUGACUUCGAUCUUUCUACGUUUUUAGACCAUUUUAAGCUCGAUGCCGUGGUCAAAGUAUCCCUUGCUCUGGCCUUUAAGACGGCCAAUAAAUCAGAUUUGCGUGCUAAGGCUGAUGCAAUCCUCUCGAACAAUGCAAUCACCUUCCUGCAAAGCCUGGCAUCGCCAUCUGAUGUUACGAAGGAAUAUACGGAUUCCUUCAUCGGCAUGACGAUCGAGCGCUUCAUCUUAUACCCUCCGCGCAAUUUUACUGACGACGUGAAGGCCAAGCUUGUGUAUGCAGCCAACCUUCGAUAUCAGAAGCUGGGUGUAGAUGUGCCUUUUGAGGUUGCCUCUGCCCUGCAAAUGUUCAACUUCAUCAAUCCCAGAUAUACGUUGGUGCGCCAGCUUCAUGCAAAGGGACCAAAGGCAACUUCGAGCCCUGAAGUUGUGACUGAGGUGAUCAACUCUGCUGGCACCGAGUGCUGGAAUGAGGAACAUAUCGCUAGUGCUCUACUCUUCCUCGUCCUUUCUCAAUAUUGGAAUGAGUUCUCAUUGGAGACUUUCCUUACUGCCGUCAAGGGGCAUUACGGGGAAAAGCAAAUCAGCUGGCCUCUCAUAUUCCGGAAUUUUGACCGUGAGGGCCUGAGAUUGGAUGCUAGGCAUUUUGCCAAGCUGUACGCGGUUCUCUUAACCGCUGCGUCUGACGACUCUACCUUGGACAUUCAAAAGCUCUGGGGUGGAGACUGGGAACACCGUGAUACGCAGCUUUCAUUUCUCACGGCUUUUAUUGUUUCGCGAACCGACGUGUCGCAGAUUCCCAACCUUCAUGCUACUUUCCCACCUGACUUCUUUGUGGACAGUCCUGAGCCUGUGCGCCUACAAGGCGAACGCGCAGCAAAAUCCCCUUUGCGGUCUCUAGAUGCCAUGAGAGCCAUAUUUGACCUGGCGCUAUUUUCCCAGGCUUCGUGGGCUGCUACCGAAAGUCAGUUGCUGAUCAAGUCGGUCGUGCAGUAUGACCUGCCUGUUUUCUUGUGUUCAGCGUUGGCCCUUCCUCAGCCAUGGACGAGCGUUCAGCAGAGUUUCGUACUUCGGACGCUGAUCGUUUUCAUAUUGAAGCAGGAGGAGGGGUAUCAACUCGCUCUCCAUGGGGCGUGGCAUCAGGAUAAGCAGUGGGUAUCGGAGCAGCUAUUCACUACAUUCACGCAGGACCCGACUUCUACGGCUGCUAUCUACGAGCAUGCUGUGGAAUAUAGCUGGCUGGAUUAUCUUCUGAGAUAUACCAACGGCCUCGCCAUGGACCUCGCUUGCUACGCCCAUCGUAAGGGCCCUUUUGACCUGGAACAAUGGGUUCGCAAUGCUGCUCAAAAGGGACCUAUGGACAUGGGAAGCCUACUGUCAAAGUUCUUGAGAAUCAAGGCAGAGGACGAACUUCAUGUUCAGAGAAAGGAACAGCCGGCUCCACAGAUGGUCAGCCUCUCGGUUAAGACGGUAUACACCCUACUGUCUGUUCUGGAAGAAUACGUCGGAGAUCGUGAAAACCUCACCCCUGUACAACGGAUCUGCAUCCAGACUUACCCCAGGUUGAUUAACUAUGGAGAAGGGUUUGAUGAUAUCAUCGACUCCAACGGUGAGAAUGGGAAUUCUUUGCCCGAGACCAUCGACAAGCAAAUGCAAGAGCUGUUUGGCAAAAUGUAUCACGAGGAGUUGUCGUUGAGGGAAAUCCUCGAAUUGAUGAGACGGUACAAAUCCUCGCGCGAACCGACUGAGCAGGAUCUGUUCGCGUGCAUGGUCCACGGCCUUAUUGAUGAGUACCAUUGCUAUCAGGAAUAUCCACUGGAAGCCUUGACCAAGACCGCUGUUAUGUUUGGCGGUAUCAUCAAUUUCCGGCUUGUUGAUGGCAUCACACUCAAGGUUGGCCUGGGUAUGAUUCUGGAGGCAGUACGGGAGCAUGAAAUGCACGACCCGAUGUACAAAUUUGGCGUUGAAGCAAUUGAACAAUUGAUGAGCCGUCUGCCAGAGUGGGCUGGUUUCUGUCAUUUGUUACUUCAAAUUCCGGCCUUGCAGGGCACGCCGAUCUUCCAAAAAGCUGAAGAGGUUCUGCAUGAACAAGGCAGUCAAGUGAGAGAUUCUGAGUCUGGAAGGCUAGACAGUAAUGUGUCCGUCCCAUCCAUGGCUAAUGGGAAUAUGGAUGAAGCGGCAGCUGCGGAUGGGCCCGGCCGCAAAUUCAUUUCCGUGCACGUUGAUCCGCCUUUACGACCAGAUGUCUAUCAAAACCCGGAUGAGGAAGUUCAGGAUAAGAUAUUGUUUGUGCUGAACAACGUGUCGGAGCAGAAUAUGGAAGAGAAACUACGGGAUCUUACGGAUGUUCUCCGCGACCAGCAUCACCAGUGGUUUGCUUCUUACUUAGUGGAAGAACGUGCAAAGCUACAGCCAAAUUUUCAACAGCUGUAUCUGGAUCUUCUUGACCGCAUCAACGAUAAGAUCUUGUGGGGGGAAGUUCUCCGAGAAACCUAUGCCAGUGUGUCCAAGUUGAUCAAUUCCGAAGCAACAUUAAACUCUUCAACUGAUCGUGGUCACCUCAAAAACCUUGGCUCUUGGCUCGGAUCACUAACCAUAGCUAAGGACAAGCCCGUCAAACACAAGAAUGUCUAUUUUAAGGGUCUUUUGUUGGAGGGAUUUGACAGCCAACGUCUAACAAUUGUGAUCCCGUUUACCUGCAAGGUGUUGGUCCAGGCCACCAAAUCUACUGUCUUCAAGCCACCAAAUCCUUGGUUGAUGGACGUUCUUGCUUUGUUGAUGGAGCUCUAUCACUUUGCAGAACUGAAACUAAAUCUCAAGUUCGAGAUUGAAGUGUUGUGCAAGGAUCUCGACCUUGACCAUAAAGCAAUCGAGCCCUCAGUGAUUAUUCGAGACCGCUCGGCGCACAUAGAGGAUGCUUUGUCGACUGCAAACAUCCCUGAAGGGCUUGAAGCGUUCGAGGACAUGCCUCUUGCCAGCAUUAGCCAAGGCAUCCGACACGAAAGGCUAUCUCCCGCUGCCAUUAUGUCAACCCUCCCAAGCCUGGACAAGAUUCUCGUUCUCCCGUCGUCUGCAAGCAGCAUGGUCGAUCCUAAUGUCCUUCGGCAGAUUGUACACACUGCCGUAGAACGCGCUAUUGCAGAAAUUAUAACACCUGUGGUGGAGCGUUCUGUGACUAUCGCUUCUAUAUCCACUGUUCAACUCAUAUCUAAGGAUUUUGCAAUGGAGCCCGAUGAGGAAAAAGUCCGACGCGCAGCUGGCAUAAUGGUCAGACAGCUUGCUGGCAGCUUAGCCCUUGUGACCUGCAAGGAGCCUCUCAAGGUCAGCAUGACCAACUAUAUCCGCAUGAUCCAGCAGGAAUAUUCGGAUCAGCCCAUGCCAGAAGGGUUGAUUUUGAUGUGUGUCAAUGAUAACCUCGAUGCCGCCUGCGGUAUUGUCGAGAAAGCGGCAGAGGAGAAGUCACUCCCCGAGAUCGAAAAAGUGAUUGAACAGCAAUUAAAUUCUCGCCGCCAGCAUCGUGCCACCCGGCCCAAUGAGCCAUACAUUGAUCAAAAUAUGAAUCGCUGGGGUCUUUUCAUCCCCGAGCCUUACCGACAAGCACCAGGCGGUCUCAACAAGGAGCAAUUGGCAAUAUAUGAGGAGUUCGCCCGCCAAUCCCGAGGAACGGCAACAACUCAUGCCCAGAACGUGUCUACGGACUCGGGCCGGCAGCUUCAGGACGUCCUCCCAGAAACUUAUCCUCCGAUACCAAAUCUUUCCACACCGGCUGAGCCACCUGCUGUACCGCAUAGGACACCGCAGGGGCAACAAGAUGCUAGGUUACAGCAGUCAGGGCUUGUUGGUGCGCAAUCUCAGCUCAACGGAUUCCUCGAUGCGCAGAGUCCACGCGAAAAGGUGGAGAAUAUCGUGACAGAGCUUCAGCAAGCGGCCCGCAUUGCGACAGAGGAACGCGUUAAAGAUCUUGGAAGGGAUAGUGUCGUAUUACAGGAGUACAACCAGGCAUUGCGCACUAUUAUUGCCUCUCCAAACGGCGAAGAAUUAGCGAGAAUGACAUCGCUCAAAAUUUGCACAAGUUUGUAUGCGCAGAGCCAGGCUACGCUGGAAGUUGAGGUUCUUGUGCAUCUUCUUGCCAAGUUGUGCGACAUGUCUUCCCUCGUUGCUCGGUAUACAUGGACAGUCCUCUCUGAAGUUGAGGACGAGCAUAUAUUCAAUGUCCCGGUCUCGGUUGCUCUCAUCGACGCUGGCCUUCUGGAUAUCCGGCGUGUCGACAUGAUUCUUACAAGGCUUAUUGCUCAGAAGGCUUCGGGAUCCCUCGACCUUCUCGCUAGUAUCCUGGACCGGGUACUUUUUAGCGAGGAACCAUCUGCCCUGAGAUCCGAUUUCUCAGGCAGUCUUGGAGCGAUGAGUCAAUGGCUUGCGGAGGAUUCGGGCCUGCCCACCGCCAACAACAUUCUCCACAAACUGCGCGAGUCCGGAAUUCCCGAAGUCAUCAACCCUCUCCUCACCGAUAAAGCAAGAUCUAAACGAGACCAAAUGGAAUAUAUCUUCAGCGAAUGGAUUGGCAUUUACAAAGCUCCUGGUGCCGUCGAUCGCACGUACUACUCGUUCCUCAAGGACAUGCACCAAAGGCAGGUUAUGGAUAACCAAGAAGACUCAGCUCUGUUCUUCCGUCUCAGCAUCGACAUCUCUGUUGCGAUGUUCGAACAUGAGUCUCAAAAUCCUAGUGGUAGCCUUGACGAAGCGUUCCUUUACAUUGACGCCCUUGCCAAACUGGUUGUCUUGCUUGUUAAGUUUCAGGGCGAUAACGAGGGCUCACUGAAGACGAGUAAACCCGUUUACUUCAACUCGAUCUUAUCACUGCUAGUCCUUGUCCUGAACCAUCAUUAUGUCAUGAGAGGAGAGGCCUUCAAUCAACGAGUGUUCUUCAGGCUCUUCUCAAGUAUCCUGUGCGAGUAUUCCAUGAAUGGGCUUCAGCAGAGUGAUGAUCAUCAGGAGAUGAUGUUCGCCUUAGCCAAUAAAUUCCUGUCUCUCCAGCCCCAGUAUUGCCCAGCGUUCGUCUAUGGAUGGCUCUCUUUGGUGUCUCAUAGGUUUUUCAUGUCCGGCAUGUUGAACAUGCCAGAACGAGCAGGCUGGGGCCCGUACUGCGAGAUUAUGCAAGCACUGCUUUCUUAUAUCGGCGAGCAGCUCAAGCCGGCCAGCAUCUCAUAUGUUGCUAAGGACCUGUACAAGGGGGUGCUCCGUGUCUUACUCAUUUUGCAUCAUGAUUUCCCAGAAUUUGUCGCAGAAAAUCAUUUCCAGUUCUGCAAUGUCAUUCCUGCUCACUGUGCGCAGCUUCGGAACCUUGUUCUGAGCGCUUAUCCGUCCUCUUUCCACAAGCUCCCGGAUCCUUUUAGGGAAGGACUGAAAGUGGAACGCCUUGAAGAGAUGCGAGAUGCACCAAGGAUUGCCGGUGACACAGCUGCUCCUUUGCAGCGUGCCAAUAUCAAGAGCAUCGUGGACAGCGCUCUGCAGAGUACCAGUGCUUCGGAAACAGCCCUUCAGCAGAUCUGCGACGCUGUGUACAACUCGACAGGAAAAGACUCUGGUCUUUUCUACACCCCCAUCAACGUUAAUGUUGUGCUACUGAACGCCCUUGUGCUCUACAUUGGCCAAGGGGCAGUCUCCGUCAACGCCUCAAAGGGCAACACUCGCGCAGCGUUCGAUAACUCUGCCCACUCGGCACUCUUGGAGAAGUUGGCUAAGGCCCUACGGCCUGAAGCACGUUAUUACCUCUUGAGCGCAAUGGCAAAUCAGCUCCGAUACCCCAAUAGCCACACAUACUUUUUCAGUUUUGCCAUUCUCCGUUUAUUUGGCACGGAUUCCACGGAGCAGGAUGAGUCCGACAUACGCCAGCAAAUCAUCCGAGUUCUUUUGGAGCGGUUGAUAGUUCAUCGCCCUCACCCCUGGGGGCUGAUCAUUACACUUCAGGAGCUACUUCAAAAUCGAAGCUACACCUUCUUCCGCCUCCCCUUUAUCCAGGCUGCGCCUGAGAUUGGCCGUCUGUUUGAUGCCCUCUUGCAGCAUAUCCAACAGCAGAGCCCCAGGGCAUUAACCUAA